CCGACAUGGGAGCUGUCUUGAGUCCCCUUCAAUACUUAAGACGCGCCGUAUGGUUGAGACCUAUGUCUGGAAGGCAAUCAAAUAUCAGCAAGUUCUUCACUUUGGGCCCAGAGCAAGCGCGUAAAAAACGAACUCCAGCUGCUCCAGCGAAUUCAGAGAAUGAGGACGGUUCUCGAGUAAUAAAGAAAGAAGAGAAUGAUGAGAAAACUAGUGGAAAUGAUGGAAUAGCAGUUAAUGGAGAGAAGAGAACAGCAGACGAACUUGAGAGUCUGAAAGAGGAACAUGGAGAAGCGACAAAUUCUAUGGAAACCAAGCGUUCUAAGGUUGAUGGCUUGUCAUUAGCUUCAUCGUCAUCUUCCUCUUCAAAUCUUGCUUCUGAAGGUGAAACCACUCCUUCUGAGAUUCCUCCUCCUAUUGCUGAACCACCGCUAGAGUCUACGAGAAAACAGCAAACAAAAAAGGCUCACGCAACGUUUGCAGACAUGGUAUCUACUUUUACGAAAAUUGAGAAGACUACAAAGCGUCUGGAAAUCAUCGAUAUCAUGGGUACUUAUUUUUUUAAGAUGCUGCGUGAUUAUCCCAAUGAUUUACUUAUCUCUGUAUAUUUGAGCAUAAAUAAGCUAGGUCCAGAUUACUCGGGAAUUGAACUUGGUAUUGGUGAAAGUAUCAUCAUGAAAGCCGUUGCCGAAUCCACCGGCCAAACUCUUCAACAAAUCAAGCAAGCAUUCCACAAAGUUGGGGAUUUGGGUCUCGUUGCACAAACAUCCCGCCAAAAUCAGCCUACUAUGUUUCAACCUGCUGCUUUGACGCUACCUUUUCUGUUUGAUUCUUUAAAGUCAAUCGCACAAAUGUCCGGAAAUCAGUCUCAGAAUAGAAAAAUCGGCUUAAUUAAACGAUUACUAAGCUCUUGUCAAGGUGCUGAGCCGAAAUACCUUAUCCGAGCUUUAGAAGGAAAACUACGUUUACAGUUAGCAGAGAAGACCAUCCUUGUUUCCCUAGCAAAUGCCUGUGCACAAUAUCACGCUGACAAAAAACAAGUUAAGCUGUCUCAGCAGGACCGUAUCCAUGCUGAACAAACUCUUCGCGAUGUUUAUUCUCAACUACCUUCGUACGACAUUAUUGUGCCUCGGUUGAUUGAACAUGGAAUCGAAAAUCUGCGAGAAACUUGUAAGCUAACUCCUGGCGUCCCUACAAAGCCAAUGCUUGCCAAACCCACAAAACAGUUCUCCGAAGUUUUAGAUACGUUUGAUCAAGCUACUUUUACUUGCGAAUACAAGUAUGACGGAGAGCGUGCUCAAGUCCAUUUUACCGAAGACGGGAAGUUUUACGUGUUUUCUCGAAAUUCCGAGGACAUGUCCGUUCGCUAUCCCGAUAUUAUGGCGUCCGUACCCAGAUGGAGAAAGCCAGAAGCUACAAGCUUUAUCCUUGAUUGUGAAGCUACUGCUUGGGAUAAAGAGGAAAACAGAAUUCUUCCCUUUCAAAAACUGGCUACCCGUAAAAGGAAAGACGUAAAGUUGGAAGAAAUCAAGGUCCGAGCUUGUCUCUUUGCUUUUGAUAUUCUCUACUUGAACGGCAAAUCAUUGCUAGAUAUUCCAUUUUCAGAGCGUCGAAAGCACUUAUAUACAAUGUUUCAACCCAUCACAGGUGAGUUUGAUUUUGCUAAGCAUAGUGACCAACGGUCUGUUGAGUCUAUUCAAGAGUUCCUCGAGGAAGCCGUUAAAGAGUCUUGUGAAGGUCUUAUGGUCAAAAUGCUUGAAGGACCGGAAUCUCAUUAUGAACCUUCGAAAAGAUCUCGACAUUGGUUAAAGAUAAAGAAAGAUUACCUUUCAGGCGUUGGUGACUCACUUGAUUUGAUUGUUGUUGGUGCAUAUCAUGGAAGAGGUAAGAGAACUUCUGUGUAUGGCGCUUUUCUUUUGGGUUGCUAUGACCCUGAUACAGAGACUGUCCAAACAGUUUGUAAAUUAGGUACUGGCUUUUCAGAAGAGCAAUUGGAGCAAUUUCAUCGCCAAUUAAGUCAAAUAGUCAUUCCAAAAAAGAAAGAUUUCUAUUCUCAUAGUGAGGCUCCCCCUCAUCAACCUGAUGUUUGGUUCGAGCCAAAAUAUUUAUGGGAAGUUCUGACUGCAGAUUUAUCGCUCUCCCCUGUCUAUAAAGCUGCCAUUGGUUAUGUUCAAGAGGAUAAAGGAAUUAGUCUUCGGUUCCCUCGAUUUGUUCGAGUGCGUGAAGACAAAAAUUGGGAGGACGCUACAACUAGUGAGCAGGUUUCUGAAUUUUAUCGCUCUCAAAUUGUGCACACCCAGGCUUCAGCGCGUGCAUCGUCACCUAAUGCGGAAGAAUACUAAAGAAAAAUUGCUAGCUUUACCAACUACCUAAAAUAAGCCCAACAUUAAAACUUGGACAUGUUACUGUUUUUUUGCUCUACAAAGACGCUAAUUAUGUAUGAUGGAAUUAGAUUAUUAUAUAGUUUUCCCUUCUAAUUAAUAUUCCUUUUAAUUGCUUUGGUUAUGAUCUAACAAUGGAAUUUCAAAGGGUUAAAUCGAGACCAAUGCCGUAUUUUAAAUGUCA
Molecule: messenger RNA, 2562 nt
Organism: Schizosaccharomyces cryophilus OY26
Lineage: Eukaryota; Fungi; Ascomycota; Schizosaccharomycetes; Schizosaccharomycetales; Schizosaccharomycetaceae
Product: ATP-dependent DNA ligase Cdc17
Exons: 3
Coding region: 6-2339 (777 amino acids)
Biological process (GO): Okazaki fragment processing involved in mitotic DNA replication; DNA recombination; lagging strand elongation
Cellular component (GO): nucleus; mitochondrion
Molecular function (GO): ATP binding; DNA ligase (ATP) activity; DNA binding
Source: RefSeq, a predicted model, not a curated record